Messenger RNA from Silurus meridionalis, 1224 nucleotides. Its product is annotated as pepsin A-like. The coding region runs from base 9 to 1142 and encodes 377 amino acids. The transcript has 9 exons. The record is from RefSeq and is a predicted model, not a curated record. Gene Ontology annotation, biological process: proteolysis. Lineage: Eukaryota; Metazoa; Chordata; Actinopteri; Siluriformes; Siluridae. Gene Ontology annotation, molecular function: aspartic-type endopeptidase activity.
GUGAAAAAAUGAAACAGUUUCUGAUCCUGUGUGUGUGUGUGGCACUCUCACAGUGCAUUCGGGUGCCACUGAUCAAGGGCAAAACUGCACGUCAGAGACUGCAGGAGAAAGGUCUAUGGGAGGAAUACAGAAAGGAAAAUCCUUAUGUCCCCUGGAUUAAGUUUGUUCAGACUGGUCAGGAGUCCAUGACCAACGAUGCUGAUCUUUGCUACUAUGGUGUGAUCAGCAUUGGAACGCCUCCUCAGUCCUUCAAUAUUCUUAUGGACACUGGCUCGUCUAAUCUGUGGGUGCCAUCUGUCUAUUGUUCAAGCCAAUCCUGUCAGGGCCACAAUAUGUUCAACCCACAGCAGUCCAGCACUUUCCAGAGCACCAAUGAGUCUAUUUCUGUUCAAUAUGGCACAGGCAGCAUGACCGGUUACAUGGGAUAUGACACUGUGACGGUUGGUGGAAUAGCAGUGCAAAAUCAGAUCUUUGGAUUGAGUGAGACUGAAGCACCCUUCAUGGGGACCAUGACAUGGGAUGGAAUUAUGGGUCUGGCCUACCAAGCCAUUUCCUCUGAUAGUGCCACUCCUGUCUUUGACAACAUGAUGAGUCAGAACUUGGUUGCCGAAGACGUCUUCUCAGUCUACCUAAGCAGCAACGAGCAACAGGGCAGCAUGUUGUUACUGGGAGAGAUUGACCCCUCCUACUACACUGGCAGCAUCUACUGGAUCCCUCUUUCCUCUGAGAGCUACUACCAGGUCACUAUGGACAGCAUUACCAUUAAUGGACAGGUUGUUGCUUGUAAUGGUGGUUGUCAAGCUAUUGUCGAUACCGGAACUUCCUUUAUCAUUGGACCAAGCAGUGAUGUUAGCAACCUGAAUGCCUAUCUUGGUGCCCAGACAGACCAAUAUGGAGAUUCAGUUGUGAGCUGCAACAGUAUCCAGAGCAUGCCUUCAGUUACCUUCACCUUGAAUGGCUAUGCCUUCUCCCUCCCUCCAUCCUCCUUUGUCAGUCAGGGCAACAGUGGCUGCAUGACAGGUUUCUCAGGUGGCGACUUUGGAAGCAGCUUCUCCUGGAUUUUGGGUGAUGUUUUCAUCAGAAAUUGGUACACCAUCUUUAACAGGGCAAAUAACACUGUUGGCCUGGCUUCACUGUCUUAAAAACUAACGACACUGUGGAUUCAAUAACAAACCUGUAUGUGUGUCUUAUGUGAAAACAUGCAAAAGCCUAACUAAAGUGAUA